Messenger RNA from Suillus clintonianus, 2689 nucleotides. Its product is annotated as pyridoxal phosphate-dependent transferase. NCBI's taxonomy places the organism in Eukaryota, Fungi, Basidiomycota, Agaricomycetes, Boletales, Suillaceae. Bases 1 to 2430 code for a protein of 809 amino acids. The transcript is spliced from 14 exons. Gene Ontology annotation, molecular function: carboxy-lyase activity; pyridoxal phosphate binding. The record is from RefSeq and is a predicted model, not a curated record. Gene Ontology annotation, biological process: amino acid metabolic process.
AUGGAUGCUGAGCAAUUUCGUAGAGCUGGCUAUCAAGCCAUCGAUAGAAUAUGUGACUACCAUGGUUCCUUAAGGGAUAGGCCUGUGUCAUCCCAAGUUGAACCGGGGUAUCUCAGAAAAGCACUCCCAUCAUCCGCCCCAACUGAGGGCGAGGAUUUCCAGCUCAUCGCGGAUGACUAUCAAAAGUACAUCAUUCCUGGUUUGACACAUUGGCAGCACCCCUCGUUCUAUGCAUACUUCCCUACGUCAAGCACAUUCGAGGGUAUACUUGCAGAAUUAUACGCGUCUAGCACCUCUAACCCGGGAUUCAACUGGUCUGCUAGCCCCGCAUGCACAGAGCUUGAGGCUGUUGUCAUGGACUGGACCGCCCAGAUACUCGGGCUUGAUAAGUCGUUCUACAACAUCUCCGAAGUCGGCGGCGGCGUCAUUCAGACGUCAGCAUCUGACUCUGUGUUGGUCGCAACUGUCGCUGCUCGUUCACGAUAUAUUCGUGAGCACCCUCACGUGGCUAUGGAGAAACUCGUACUUUACACCACCACUCAAACGCACUCGCUAGGGAAGAAGGCUGGGCUUGUCCUAGGACUCAAUGUCCGCGCACUGGAAGUCACAGCAGAGGAUGACUUUGCAUUGCGUGGAAAGACGCUUGGAGUGGCAUUGCAGGAGGACGUGGACGCCGGGCUCCACCCUUUCAUCCUGAUUGGUACGGUAGGGACGACAUCAUCCGGUGCUGUCGAUCGGCUUGACGAGAUUGCUGAUGUUGCGAAAAAUUACCCUUUCCUUUGGCUGCAUGUCGAUGCCGCUUGGGCAGGCGUCGCAUUCGUGUGUCCUGAAUAUCGCGAGGCAUACCAACUUCCUGCAAUCAAUAAAUUCGUAGACUCUUUUUGCACCAAUUUCCACAAGUGGGGUCUAAUCCAUUUUGAUGGCUCCUGUUUGUGGGUGCGGCACCGAACAGAUUUGACCGAUGCGCUGGACGUCACACCUGAGUUUUUGCGGUCGAAGCAUGGGGACGCUGGCACCGCUAUCGACUACCGCAACUGGCAUCUGGGCCUUGGCAGACGGUUCCGCUCGCUCAAAUUUUGGUUUGCUCUUCGUGCGCGGGGGGUGAAGGGGUUCCAAAAGUAUAUCACUGACUGCAUCAAGCUGAACACCGAGUUCGCACAGCACAUAUACGAAUCUGACUUAUUCUCCAUCGUCACAAAGCCGUCCCUUGCCAUGACAGUCUUUAGGCUUACGCCCAAGUCCCUUCCUCAGCUAGGGACUCCCGAGCUCAACGUUUUGAACCGCGCUUUUUAUGCUCGCCUUGCGGCACGAAGUGAUAUUGCGAUCACCCAGACGGACCUGAAUGGGGUGUUCUGUGUGCGGAUGGUGAUUGGCGCUGAGAAGACUGUAGAAAGGGAUGUUGAUGAGGCGUUGGCGUUGAUGAGGGAUGAGGCGAUGAUUUUGGGAUUCAAUUCCACACCGCAGAUCAUUCACAACCGCUUCUUUCCUCUCAAUCACUAUUACAAGAUGCCUGCUGCAGGACGUAAGACGGCACCUGUUGACUGCCCCGUUUGCUAUAAGGUCAUAAGCCGUAAGGCAGAUCUUCCCAGACACAUGCGGACGCACGAUGAACACAAGGAAGCUCUUAUGCACGCAUGCCCAUUCCAAAACUGCGAUUACAAGACCCUCCAAAAGUCCAACGUGCAAACGCAUAUCAGGACCCACACCCGUGAAACCUCGACGUGCCCUCACCCUGGGUGCCCAUUUGCCACUACCGAUCCAGGCAGCUUGACGCGUCACCGCAAGCAACUACACAACUACAAGCCCAAAGCGCGUCGUAACCACGGUGGAAAAGCUGCUCGACGGUCCGUUGCCGCACCUUACCCCUCUGCUCAAUUUGUAAUGCCAGAGGUAGAGAUUCCUACAUCCCUGAAUCUCAAUGACCCGACAUUUCCCGAGAUCGCAGGCCUCAUUCCUUGCGAUGCGCUCUCACCCGCUUCGUCCAGCGACUCCGGUAUUCCCCAAUCCUCGGGCGAGUUCAUUGAACUCACCUGGGAGCGACUCUUCCCCGAUCACUCUGCUGAGAGCUCUGCCUCCGUUUAUGAUCAGCCCGCUCAGUUCCCCGUUCCCACCAACAACUACUUCCAGCCCCCGCCUGUCCCUGCCGAUCUCUCCACUCUCCACAUGCCACAGUUCGACCCUGCGCUGUUUUCCGAUGUCAAAUAUCAGCAGCCUGUUCCUGAUGUCAACUUCCAGUCCCAGCCCGUCUUCGAUGCGGACUUUCAGUACCAACCCGUCUCCGGAAACGAUCAGAAUACCUCCCUACCAGCCGAACUGGACGAGUUUUUGCUGAAAUAUGGCUCGGGAUUCUUUGAAGGCCGCUGUGAGUACCAGGACAAUACAACGUAUUCGACAGCCCAGCCCUCGUUCACAAACGAACACAACGUCUAAUGAAUUCUGCACUAUUAUCUUUCAUCUCUUUGUCAUAUUGCCUGUACAUUAUCAUCAUCAUUGGCAUCACCAUUGCAAUCUCAUUUGGAACUCGGCAUUAUCAUUAUUGUUCAUUUAUAUCACACCACUUGCAUCUUCUAUACAUAUCUUCAUCCGCAUUUUUAGAAUCGCGACCUUUAAUUUGUAAAUUACAUUAUGUGUCUUAGUACAUGAAUCUCAUGACUAUGGAUCCAUCACCUCGUUCCCCAGCAGCUUUCUU